AUGAGGGUUGGUGACGGAGACGGAGACGGCGGCAGCGCGCACUUCGUGUUCGCCUACUACGUCACCGGCCACGGCUCCAGGCACGCCACCCGCGCCCUAGAGGUGGUGAGGCACAUGCUCGCCGCGGGGCACGACGUGCACGUGGUCACCGCCGCGCCGGAGUUCACCACCGAGAUCGCCUCUUCCAGGCUCCACAUCCGCAAGGUCGAGCAGGUCGUGCUCGACUGCGUCGCCGUGGAGCCCGACGCCCUCACCGUCGACCGCUCCGCCUCGCUGGAGGAGUUUUUUUUUUUUCGUUCCCUUGGUAAGGACCUACGCAUCACAAUAACUUCACCCCGUGCAAGGCUUGGGCAGUCCCAUGUAAGGAUAAAACAAUAUGACUUGGGGCUUUUGGUGGGUUUCAACUCUAGUCUACCCCAACUUGCUUGGGACUGAAAGGCUAUGUUGUUGUCGUCGUCAGGUAAGGAUAAAACAAUGGCUUCUGCAGAAGUUCGUCUCACUUCAAUGGCUGUGUUUUGGGACAUUGAGAACUGCAAGGUUCCCAAGGAUUCACAAGUAGAAGAUAUAUCUAAGAAUAUUAGAAAGGCUCUGAGUAUGAAUCCUGCUGUAGAUUCAGCAACAAUUCAGGCGUAUGGGGCUGUCCCUGCUUCAAUCAGGAAGGGACUCCAAAGAACUGGAGUCAGACAUGUUGAUAUCCUCAAUAUAAGAAAAGAUGCAGCUGAUAAGCUUAUCCUGAUCAAGUUAUCAGACUACAAUGCUCCUAAGCUAGAUGAUCUUUUCGUGAUGCUGGGCGACCCUUUCUCUGUCUUUGAGAGAAAAAUGGUUUUACUGGAUAUGCAAUCUGACCAAGCCAGCACAAAUGUCACAGCAGUUGGUUCUUCUGAAGUGCCGGCUUCGGUAGCCGAGGAUUUAUUUGUCAACACGGAGAAAGAUCCUUAUGUCCCUGUUGAGGAUAAAGAUGUUGAAGCUGUGAUCGUUGGAGCCGGCAGCCAGGAAAAUGAGCCAAAUGAGCGGCGCAUCAACAAGACUGUCUUCAUCGGCAAGAACCUCAACCAAGAACUGGAGAAGGGCUUCAAGGAUUGA
This is a messenger RNA of Miscanthus lutarioriparius, 1083 nucleotides long. Lineage: Eukaryota; Viridiplantae; Streptophyta; Magnoliopsida; Poales; Poaceae. The record is from the annotation of a GenBank genome assembly.